This is a messenger RNA of Solanum verrucosum, 417 nucleotides long. RefSeq lists its product as uncharacterized. Bases 1 to 417 code for a protein of 138 amino acids. The record is from RefSeq and is a predicted model, not a curated record. The transcript is spliced from 3 exons. NCBI's taxonomy places the organism in Eukaryota, Viridiplantae, Streptophyta, Magnoliopsida, Solanales, Solanaceae.
AUGUGGAGUCAAGUUGUGGCACGUCAAGAUGGUCAACAAAGAGUUUUUCAUAAGGAAUUGGCUGAUACAUCAAAGAUAUGUCAGUUCUUGAGGAUGAAUCCUCUAGAAUUCACAGGGUCAAAUGUCACUAAGGAUUUGGAGAACUUUGUGAAAGAAUUGCAGAAUGUGUUUGAGCUCAAAGGUGUUGCUAGGAUUUGGUACGAUCAAUGGAAGAAGAGCAGGGAUGAAAGGGCACCACUAGUGAGUUGGGCUCUCUUGGAAAGUGCCUUCUUAGGGCGCUUCUUUCCUCGCGAGCUAAAGGAAGCAAAGAUAGGUAACUUCAUGAGUGAGUGUCCUAGGAGCAGGAAGCUUAAUGGUAAUGGAGGCAAUGGAGCCCAAUUUUCAUCAACGGCUCGAGUGAAUAGAGCUACUCCAUGA